AUGCAUAAUCCCUAUGCUGUAUUCUUCCGGACUUUAAGGGACAGGGUCAUUCAUGCAGAUACAAGAAUUGUUUUAAAUCAAGCGCCAGUGCUUGAUCAACGUGUUUAUAAUGCUCCUGCUGUUGAUGAAGCUGCUGCUAUCUGGCCGGAGAGUGCUUCGUCUAGCCAGAGCUUGGGCCCUCAUAUAUUAGUUAGUGGAUGCUCUGAUAAAUCUCAUCGAAUAUAUCAUAAUUAUGGAUGCUAUGAUCCGCUUCAGUAUCCUUUGUUAUUUCCUCGAGUUGAGUGUGGGUGGACUCAAGGGCUUAAAAAAAAUUCUCAUCCGUCUCGAAGAUCAGCAGAUCUGGUUCCGGAUCCUAUAAUGUCCUGUGUUGUUCAUACUACAACUGAGUUAUUAGAGCAGGAAGAAGCCCGUGCAAAGAAGAAAAACACUAGAGCAGACAAGUUCAUAUAUGCUAGAGAUUAUUAUGCCUAUAGGUUACAGAUCAGGCCUAAUAACAUGCUUUUGCGAGCGAGAAGGUGUUUUCAGCAAUACAUAGUGGAUAUGUAUGGGAGACUCUUGGACAAAAAUGUUGGCCGUAGGGUUAUAUUACCUCCUACUUAUAUUGGCGGUCCUCGGGAUAUGAAGAAGCGGUAUUUAAAUGCUAUGGCUUUAGUACAGAGAUUUGGUAAGCCAGAUCUUUUUGUUACAAUUACUUGUAAUGCUAAUUGGCCUGAAAUAAAAGCCGAGCUAGCUGCUGGUGAGGCGGCACAAGAUAGACCUGAUUUGGUUGCUAGGAUUUUUAGAGCAAAAUUGGUAGCCUUGAGAAGAGAAAUCACGGAGAAUAAAAUAUUCGGGGAAGUGGCUGCAAUGCUCAAGUGCCCUGCUGACUAUGAUCGAUUUGUUUGUGCUGAAAUACCUGCUCCGACUAAUGGUGUCUUGAGAAGAAUUGUGUUGGCACAUAUGAUGCAUGGUCCUUGUGGUAUCCUGAAUCCGGAUUGUCCAUGUAUGAAGAAAACUGGCAUGCAACGCAGUUGUAAAAACAAAUACCCUAAGCUAUUUUGCAAUGAAACGACUAAUAAUAAAGAUGGAUAUCCUAUCUACCGUCGAAGAGUAACUGGGGAGCAGGUAACCAUAAGAAAUGCACAAUUAGACAAUCAGUGGGUCAUUCCUUAUAACCCUUAUUUGUCGAUGCUCUUUGAUUGUCACUUGAAUGUUGAGGUGUGUUCGACUAUUAAAGCAGUAAAGUAUCUAUACAAGUAUGUGUAUAAGGGUCAUGAUAGGAUUUCGUAUAAUGUUGUUGGUUCUAAUAGUGAACCUGUAGAUGAAAUUCAUCAAUAUCAAUCAGGUAGAUGGGUACCUCCUUGUGAAGCUGCAUGGAGAAUUUUUAGCUUUGACCUAUUUGAAAUGCACCCUUCUGUUUUGCCUUUACAAGUCCAUUUGCCAUACAUGCAGACUGUUCAUGUGCGCCCGCAUGAAAGACUACGCUCUGUUGUUUCAGAUGAUAAACGCUCAAGAACUCAAUUAACUGAGUGUUUUGCAAUGAACGCUGCUACUGAACAUGGCUUGGGGUAUCUAUAUGGUGAAUUUUGCGAGCAUUAUACAUGGCAUCAGGGUGAUAAGAGAUGGAAACAAAGAGUACAAAACAGGAUUUUAAUUGGCCCCCUGGCAUUUGUGUUUCUUGCAGAAGGAGAACGAUUCUUUCUUAGGCUCCUACUGCUCAAUGUAAGAAGUCCUAAGUCUUUUGAAGCUCUGCGUACUGUCGAUGGUUGUUUGUAUCCGACUUUUCAGUAA
Chenopodium quinoa (quinoa) is the source of this 1770-nucleotide messenger RNA. RefSeq lists its product as uncharacterized. The transcript has 4 exons. NCBI's taxonomy places the organism in Eukaryota, Viridiplantae, Streptophyta, Magnoliopsida, Caryophyllales, Amaranthaceae. Bases 1 to 1770 code for a protein of 589 amino acids. The record is from RefSeq and is a predicted model, not a curated record.